UAUUAGCAAACUGGUCGCCAAAUCGACUUAAAAACUUGUUCUUAAUAUAACUCAAAGCCGAAAAUGCUCUUUUUACACUUGGAGGAGUAAUUGGUAGAUCAAAACUAAUGGAAUUGCCAUUGUCACUAGACAAUUUCAGGGUUGUUGGGGAAAGAUCAAAUAGGCAUAAGGAGAAAAGAGACCCGAUUAGUUCUUUAUUGCAAUUGGAAUUUCGUUUAUUGUAUAAUAAAUUAAUUUUAUGUCAAUUUUGGACAAGUAAUGAGUUGUGUUAUAGUGACAAAGUACUCUAAUACUACCUAUACGUGUUGUGUUCCCUCACCAAUCUACACAUAAUAUAAUACACCGAAGGGAAAAACGGGAGCCCCAUUUCAAAUUUCCUGCAACGAGAGUGAAAGUAGGAAGGACAUUUUGGUCUUCACAAUUACUUUUUUUUAUUCAUUAAAAAGGUGUGUACUGGGAUUCGAACCAUGACCAUUUUAAAAAAAGGCAAGGAUCAUAACCAAUCACACUAAGUACAUUUGUUGUAUCCUUUUAAAUUAAAAACAUAUAAUAGCAGGGUGGAAAAAACUCUUCCCCCAUUUCAAAUUCCCUGUUCCAUGAGCGUUUGUAGGAAGGGUAAAAUAGGGAGUGUCAAUUUUUUCUCUUUCCUCUAUGGAAUGGGCCAACUUACCGUACACAUGCGGAUUUAAAUGAGUCAAGGAGUGUCAAUUUUUUUCUUUAUACCCUUUUAUUUAUCCGUGGUGAUAAAAUAUAUAUGAAAAGGCAAAAAUAAUACUCCUUUUUAUUGUUAAAAAUAAAAAAUUUAACAAUAGACUAAUGCAUGGUAUCUAAUGGGCUAACCGCUAACCAUAAAAUAAAAGAGUUGAAUGGGCCUGACCUACAUGGGAUUUGGUCAUCAAGUAAAACAAAUGAACAUCAUGGGUUUGUCAUUCUAAAACAAGCUAUUUUCUCUGGCAUAAUAUAUAUUAUGCUAUUAUUUUAUAUCUUAGUGGCUAAAAUAUAAUGUAUUUUAAAGUUAUUCAAUGGUUCAACCUCGACCAACCCAAUUAGUCCAAUUUUUAUCAUUUCAAAUAUAUAUUUUAUAAUUAUUUGACAUCAUAAUGAUCUAAUUAUAGUGUAUUUUAUAGGGAAUCGUUUGGUAUUUGUUAGUAAAAAACUAAACAUAAAAAUCUAUUUGGUUAUUUUAAACAUUAAAACGAUCCUCAACAUUUUUAGUUCCUUUUGAAUUUAUAUGGUUUUAUUCCCGAAUAAGUGAUGUGCAAAUGGCGAAUUGUAGUCGUCUUUUUUCAUUCACUAUUUUUUUAUUUUCAAAUAGAAAGUUUAAAAGUAAAGAAUAAUUAGAAUUUGGCAUGGGUCGGUCAAACAGGUUGAAUUUCAAGUUUUGGCCCAUUUGUUUUAUGCAUUGCAAAUUUAUUAGCAUGUUGAUGGAAAUGGCUUGGAAAAAAGACAUAUAAGUUGUAUCUUUGCAGAAAUGUCCUCAAAUGUUUGAAUGCUUUGUGAAUCAGGUUCUGUGACUUUUGUGAUGGUGUAUGUGCUUGACGAUUGCUCGAUGUUGUAACUACUUAAUUUAAGAGUAAAUCUUUUGACUUUCCCUAUGAGUUGUGAUACCAGUUCUGGUGGUUGCAGCAUGUUGUCGUUGUUGGCCUGUAAAAGUUGUUCCGCCGUGAUGCUAAAUACCUUUCUUUCUUAUUUAACAAAUUGUGUAGUAGUGCUAUGAAACAGACCACCCAUGAACGCUACGCUUAUUAUGUUCUGUUCUUACUUCCGGUGGUGAGAAAUUGUGAAUGGAGAAUCAUAUUCGCCUACCGCACUGUGUCUGGUUGGUGGCUGCUUACUGUGCUCUCUAGAGUUAUGAAACAGACUACCCAUGAACUUUACCCUUAAGAGUCCACAACUUUGCGAAAAACCAAAUAUAGGCAAUCAAAGGUGGUGGAUGUGUGAUGAUUUUUUAUGGCUUAAUUGUUUGUGAAUUAGAUAUCUGAUCUUUGUAUGAUUAGAGGGGAUGUUUGCUUAAUAGAAUAAUCCAUUUUAAUUCAUGUUUAUUUUUAACAUGAACUUUAGUAACUCAAAACCUUUGAGACACAUAUCACCUACUGCAUUGUAUCAUUUUGCCUGGGUGCUUGCUGUGUUGUCAAACUUCUUUGCUGCUGAUGCAUUUACACUAACAGGGGAGUUAAGAACCCAUGAAUGUUUCCGUUUGACACAAACAAGAGGACUUACUUCUAAAUUGUGCACUAAAGAUGAUUGGAGGAAACAUCUCUGUUGCAGUUGAUACACUAGAGACCAUAACAAAAGCAACGUAUAACAUCAAAACCAACCAUCUGAACUAUUAGCAUUGUUGCUUUACUCUUUUUUCGUGGUUGAGUCUCCUUCAAAAAAUUUAGUUUGAUUUUAGAAAAUUUUGCUUCUACAAUCCUGUCUUGCCACCAACGCGUUCAGUAGAUGGAGAUGGCAGAGGCGAAGGCUAUUUUGUGUUGUUGUUGCUGGUUUAGGGAUCGGUUUGUGAAGAAGAGGGAGAAGAGAGGGGGAAAGGGAAAUGCAUGAGAGGGGGAUAACUCUUUUCUCCGACAAAAAUGGAGUGAAGAAAGGAAUUAUGAUCAGUAAGGAUAUGGUUAUCUUACAUAACUGUGUCUAUUCUGUUUGAAUUGAGCUUGAGAGGUAGUGAUAAGGACGAGCUGCAACCAAUUCAUAGUGAUAAGAGUGCUAUGAACUGUGAUCAUGUCUUAUUUCAAGUUAGAAGGUAGUUUCAGUAUAAGGAUUAUUUAAUUUGACAAGUUGUUUCGUCCAUGAUUCUUGGUAGUUUCAGUGCCAUUCUAGCCAUUGUUUAGUCUGUAAUUUUUUAGAAUUGAUGUGCGAGUAAUGACUUUCACUUAGCUUCAACUAUUAUGUGUGUAUUUAUUGGCAUGUGAUAGAAUUCUCUUUUCCUUUUCUUUGAAUUCAGUUUCAUACUCUAAUUGUAUCAUUUGUACAUAGGCAAAUCAUGCUCGAGAUGACAACUCGCUAAUAUGGCUGGUGCAAGGAAUGAAGCCAUCAUUAAAAUUUAGACCGACAACGGGGAGGGAUGCCCAGGACUAAUUCAAUGAUGAUUGAUGAUGGUAUGAUAAAAACUGCAGUCUGCAUCAGCACCAAUUUCUAGGCCUAGUAAAGUUAUUCAACCCAGAACUCUGCUUAGCGCUAAAAAUUGCCCUCACCCAACCUUUAUCCUGUUUGACCCACUUCUGAAGAGUCAAGAUAUAUUACUAAUUCUCUCCGUUCGUAUUUUCUUAUUGGCUCUUUCUGACCCUUUAGGUUGGGGCGGGUUGGGAAGAAUCGGAUUAGUGGGCCGGUCCUAAUCAAGUGGAAUCCCAAUCCCUUCACUCUCUCUUGUUUUCUCUCCCAUUCCACAAGUGGGUAACAUACAGUAAUCCGGCCAACGGGCCGGGUAAUAAGCUAGUCUUAAAAUAUAUUAAAAGGGUUUGAGAUUUUAACCCACUCCACAUACGCCAUAAACGAUUUUUAUCCAUCCACGUCACUAGGCUUUAAAUUUUAAACCUUUCUCUCUCUCUCCUAAAAACCGUUCCCAACAUGUCCCCUUCCUCUAUAAAACUCCUAAUAAGCCGCCUUAUUUUUGUAUUUUAAUUGUGAAAUUGAAUUUGUUAUUAUUUUUGUGAUAAAUAGAUAUGUUAAUAAUAAUUGUAUAAAAUUGUGGUAGUAGAGCAUGAAAUAAUAUUUUAUUUAUCCAAUUUUAACCCAAAAAGCUAACCUAUUUAAUUAUAAAAAUUAUAAAGGAAGACUAAUAAAAGCCGGAAAAUAAGAAUAAUUAUUUACUAAAAUCCCUUUCAUAAAAUGAAAAAUAACAUGUUAGAUAAAAAGGGAAAUAAAAUAAAAUAAAAAUACCCCUUAUUAAUAUUAUUCAAAAACAUAUUCCCAUUAAACCAUAACUCAAUUAUGUCAAAUAAUCUCAUAGAAAUCAAGUUAAAAGAGACACCAAAUUCGAUGACCAAAACCUUCAAAUCAACUAUCACAAAAACCUAAAAAAGCCAAAAGAUGUAAAAAAUGAAAUUUAUUUAUUUUAAAUCAUUUGAUCAUGUGUCUCAAAGGGACAAUUAUUUGAAAUGAUAAAAUGUAAUGAACCCGGCCAUCCGCCCGGGCACAAAGCUAGUAAUAUAUAUGGCGUAUUUUUGUUCCACCGAAAUUUACCUCUGUCCCGGGACAAGGCCAGAAGGCCCUGCCUCCGCCACUGAAAGAAGGCCUAUUAAAAGGAGAUGAAUGAAUUUAAUGGAAGAAGAAAAGAGUGAAUCGUUCGAGAGGAACGACUAGUUGCUAGAGUUUGUGUCUCUAAGAAAACGAGUAGUCGCUAAGUCGGGGGGUAUUGGAUGGGCAUGUAUGGGGUACCGGGCGGGUUCGGGGCGGAUAACACGAUAUCCGUACCCUACCCAUCCCCGACACUGUAGCUUUCGGGUUUUGCCCGUCCCCAACCCGAAUCCAUUCAAUGCGGGUUUUGCCCGCGUUGACCGGUUUGGGUUCGGGUGGAUAUCCGAACCUCAGAAUUUUUCUGCCACCCCUAUAUAAUAUUGUAAAAGAGUUAUAAAUAUAAUAUGUCACUAUACUGUUGGGUAAAUGCACAUUUGGUCACUGAAAAUUACUAAAUCAUGUCAUGUUUAGUCACUAGAACAAAUUAAUAUCAAUUUUGGUCACUCGAAUUACUGAAACAUGUCACAUUUAGUCAUUCUUCUGUUAGUUUUCGUCCAACUCUAUUAACUGUAAAUAUUAGUAUUUUCAUAAGCCUGAAGCAUCCACUCUUUGAGUUCUAUUAACUGUAGCUUCCGUUCCUCGCCCCCGAAUUUUUCAUUGAAGUUGAGAAGUUUAAUUUCCAAAUAUGUCUUGUGCUCCAUUUCCACCGGAAAAUGACAUGAUUUCCCGUCGGGUUAGAUCAGGUCCUUAAAACCCAUUUCUUAAGAAGGAUCUUAAACCCAUGUCAACCAAUAGGAGGAGGAUAGAGAUGAUCAUUAAUAAUUAUUGGCUAACUACCAAUAAGGGCAAGAAUGAAAUACAAUUAACAAUUAAUUACAUUAUUUAUAAAAAUGAAAAAACCAUUCUCCUCCUACGGUCUCCUUCCUCUGCGUACGCCGUUGAAGAUCAACUGCCUAGUCACUGUCGUCCUUUUCUAUCGAUUGUCGCACGCCGCAACUGACGAGGAUACUGCCGACAACCACAAUCGGUGUCUUUUGGCCACGGAUCUUCCGGUGAAACUUCUCACCGUCUCCUUUGAAAUCGCGGCGCCCCUUCUUCCACCACGACCGCCGUCUUAUAGUCGCGGAUCUGCGGUGAAUAAACUUGCCCGCCGUCUCCAUCAUCUACGCCGUUGAAGAUCUGAUUCGCUCCGUCUCGCCGUGUCUCCCUCAUUCGUAGUUGGAGGCGGAACCCCCACCGCCAUCAAGUUCUUCGACAAUCACCGUCAAUGGUUCUCGUCAUUAAUAAUUACCAUAUUAUGAUAAUAAUAAUAAUAAUAGCGUGAUUGUUUAAUAAUGUAUUAUUUUACAGGUUGACGACGUGGUUGAAUAUUAUUAACAUUUUGACAUUAAUUUAUUAAUAAUGUUGCUGAAAAACCUCAAAUUGAAGGCUCCUUUGUUUGUCCUAGCCUUGCCAAUUAAUAAUUAUCAUAAUAUGAUUAAUAAUAGCAACAGUGUUGGUUAAUAAUAUAUAAUUAUAUUGGUUGACAAUGUGGUUGAAUAUUAUUAAAAUCAUAACGUUAAUUUGUUAAUAACGUUACUGGAAAACCUCACAUUGAAGAUUCCGCUACUUGUCAUAGUGAUAUAGUUGUCGGUUAAUAAUCAUCAUAAUAUUAUUAAUAAUAAUAGCAUUGUCAGUUAAUAAUGUAUAAUAAUAUUGGUUGACGACGUGGUUGAAUAUUAUCAAAAUUGUAACGUUAGUUUGUUGAUAAUGGUGUCGAGGAUAUUGACACAAAUAAAAAUAUUAAUAAAAUUUCAUGGUCGGGUAAGAACAUGAAUACUGACACAGCUUGUUAGUUACCAAUUAAUGACUCCGAUGAUAUUGUUAAUAAUAGUGUAGUGGUAGGUUAAUAAUGAUUAAUAAUAUUGUUUGAUGAUGUUAUAAACUGUUAAUAACGUUGUUGAUAUUGAUAUAUACUCAACACUGCAGAUUUGAAUGAAAUACCUUGAGAUGAAAACUUCAAGGGGGCAAAAUGUUGGUAACAACUUGGCGGGAAGUCAAGUUGAAAUUGCAGUGGAUAUUGUGGGGAUGCAUGUUGAGUUGUUUGUUUUGCAUAUAUGAAAAGAAAAAAAAAAUUCAUGUGUCUUGAUCUUUUGUGUUUUUGAGUCUUCAUAGUUCAGAGUAUAAAUUGGGUACAUGAGUUUCCGAAUGAUGAUAGCUUUGUACCAGUCGUGGACAUUGCAAUUGAUAAUGAGAGUAAUAUGAACCAAUGUCUCAUCACUCAUCAGCAACAAAUCCUUCAGGGUUGACCUCGGUGUCUCCAAUCUCUCCUCCAGAAGCACAGUAAAAUUGUUGAUAGUGCAGUGAAUAAUAUUAAUAAUGCGUAAAAUACUAUUAAUAAUGAGCAUAGAUUGAUAAUAGUCCAUGUUAAUCAAGCCGAUAGAUUAAUAAUAGCACACGAUUCAAAAUGUUGCCAAUGACAUUGAAAAUAUUAAUAAUGGGUGAAGAAACAGUUGAUAAUGAACACAAAUUGAUAAAAGUACACGUUAAUUCAACCGGCAGAUUACUAGUAGAACACAAUUAAAAAUGUUGAUAAUCAUGUUCAAAAUAUUAAUAGUAGGUGAAGAAACGUUAAUGAUGGACAUAAAUUGAAAAUAUUAAUAAUGGGUGGAACACUUUCAAAAAUUACAAAUUGCAUAUAAAUAUAUUGAUAACCCAAGAGUGAACAAAGAGCAAUACAACCAUAAAAUGUUAAUAACAAAAACGGAACAUUCAU
Linum trigynum is the source of this 6928-nucleotide messenger RNA. Lineage: Eukaryota; Viridiplantae; Streptophyta; Magnoliopsida; Malpighiales; Linaceae. The record is from the annotation of a GenBank genome assembly.